This is a messenger RNA of Acanthamoeba castellanii str. Neff, 1644 nucleotides long. RefSeq lists its product as uncharacterized. Lineage: Eukaryota; Discosea; Longamoebia; Acanthamoebidae. The record is from RefSeq and is a predicted model, not a curated record. The transcript has 2 exons. Bases 1 to 1644 code for a protein of 547 amino acids.
AUGCCGGUGCCCGACAGGCCCACGACGAUAUUGCCCGCGCACUGGGUGCUCGACGUGGUCUGCGAGGUGCUCAUGGAAACGACUUCGACGUCUGGCGGGCCGUUGGUGAAGAUCUCGCCCGGCUUGAUGGCGACCGGAAGGGCGAAGGGCGACGUCGAUGGCGUGGGCGAGACCGAGGGCGAGGGCGAUGUGGAGGGCGAGAACGACGGCGUGGAACUGGCGGUCGGUCUGGGAGUGCGCGAGCGCGAGACGUUAGUGGUGACCGACGGUGUGGGCGAGUUUGAGCCCGAGGGCGAGCGCGAGGGUGUGGGCGACUGGGAGGUUGAGGGCGUAACGCUCAUCGAAGGGGAGGUCGAGGGCGUGCGGCUGAUCGACGAAGAAGUCGAGGGCGUGGCCGACGGAGAGGCCGGCGAAGGCGUCGCACUGGUCGUGCCGCUGAUCGACGGGGUGGCCGAAAGCGUGGGCGACGGGGAGGCCGAGGGCGUGCGGCUGACAGACGGGGAGGCCGAAGGCGUGGCACUGGGCGUGCUGCUUACUGAUUGGGAGGUCGAGGGCGUGGGCGACGGGGAGGCCGGCGAAGGCGUCGCACUGGGCGUGCCGCUGAGCGACGGGGAGGUCGAGGGCGUGCUGCUGACUGACGGGGAGGCCAGAGAUGGCGUAGCACUGGGCGUGCCGCUGCUUGACGGGGAAGUAGAGGGCGUGGCCGACGGUGAGGCCGGCGAAGGCGUCGCACUGGGCGUAACGCUGACCGACGGAGAGGUCGAGGGCGUGGCCGACGGAGAGGCCGGCGAAGGCGUCGCACUGGUUGUGCCGCUGAUCGAUGGCGACGACGAGGCACUGGGAGAGGACGAUGGCGUGGCCGAGGCCGAGGGCGACGCACUGGGCGACGACGACGGCGUGGCGGAGGCCGAGGGCGUUGAAGUGGGCGUCGAUGAAGCGCUGGGCGAUGACGAUGGCGUGACCGAUGCCGAGGGCGUUGAACUGGGCGGCGACGCACUGGGCGACGACGACGGCGUGGCGGAGGCCGAGGGCGUUGAAGUGGGCGUCGAUGAAGCGCUGGGCGAUGACGAUGGCGUGACCGAUGCCGAGGGCGUUGAACUGGCCGUCGCUGAGGCGCUGGGCGAUGACGAUGGUGUGGCCGAUGCCGAGGGCGUUGAACUAGGCGUCACUGAGGCGCUGGGCGAUGGCGAUUGUGUGGCCGAGGCCGAGGGCGUUGAACUGGCCGUCGAUGAGGCGCUGGGAGAUGACGAUGGCGUGGCCGAUGCCGAGGGCGACGCACUGGGCGACGGCGACGGCGAGGCGGAGGCCGAGGGCGUUGAACUGGGCGUCGAUGAGGCGCUGGGCGAUGACGACGGCGUGGCCGAGGCCGAGGGCGUUGAACUGGGCGUUGCUGAGGCGCUGGGCGACGACGACGGCGUGGCCGAGGCCGAGGGCGUUGAACUGGGCGUCGAUGAGGAGCUUGGCGACGACGACGGCGUGGAGCUCGGGGUCUGGGUGGGGGUCGGGGAGGCCGACACUCGGGAAGGCGAGGGCGUGGGAGUGAUCGAGGCCGUGGGCGAAGGCAGCGCAUCGCAGCAGCCGAGCAGCUUGAGCUUGGCUGUCCGUUGCGAGCGCACCUCGUAUGUGCCGGGUGAGAUGCUGUAG